UUUAGCUUUCAUAUUUCUGAGCAGCACUUGAACUCCACACAGUGUGGAAGCGUAAAGACACUUACGUCAUCACCAUGCGACACGUCAACAUGCAGAUUUUUGUAUGAGCUAACGGUGUGUAAUUCUGCAAAUUUUGACAACAGAUCUUUUCUAGUUAGAUAAAAAAAAAUCCAACAAUAUUCUGAGCGGCUUCGUCGAAUUGUUUUAUUAAAACAUUUAUUUUCCUUUCUAUGAUUAAUUUGGCUUGAACCGAGGCUGCGGCGUGGAUUCUGCGGUUCUGGCAGGUGUCAAAAUUCGUUGGACUGAUUAAAUCCGGCGAGAAAUCUUCCAGUUAGUUUUUACUUUAAAGUCUUAAAUUUUGGGGGGCUGUUGUGUAAUUCAAGAUGAACGAAGAAGAACUGGUGGAGUACUUCAGGGUUCAGAUGAAGAAAGAUCCUGGCAUGGCCUCUGCUGUGGCUGCUAUCCGGACUCUGUUGGAGUUUCUCAAGAGAGACAAAGGCGAGACCCUGGUGGGGCUCAGGGAGAACCUGACGUCGGCCACAGACUGCCUGACGAGAGAAGACUCUUCUGUGGCCGUCUCUUCUGGAGGAGAGCUCUUCCUGCGCUUCAUCAGUCUCACAUCUCUGGAGCACCAGGAUCUGUCUCGCUGUAAGAAGGUGAUGGAGGAGAGAGGAGAACUGUUCCUCCAGAAGAUCUCCUUGUCCCGGAACAAGGUUGCUAAGCUCUGUCACACCUUCAUCAAAGAUGGCGCUAAAAUCUUGACCCACUCGUACUCCAGAGUGGUCCUGAGUGUGCUGGAAAAGGCUGCAGCAGAGAAGAAACGUUUCUCCGUCUACGUGACUGAAUCGCAGCCCGACGGCGCUGGGCGACAGAUGGCAGAAGCCUUGAGGAAACUUAAUGUUCCAGCAACGGUGGUGCUGGAUGCAGCUGUGGGGUAUGUGUUGGAGAAAGUAGAUCUGGUUAUAGUUGGAGCAGAGGGAGUUGUGGAGAGCGGAGGAAUCAUCAAUAAGAUCGGGACCUAUCAGAUGGCGCUGUGCUCCAAAGCUCACAACAAGCCCUUCUACGUGGUCGCCGAGAGUUUUAAGUUCGUGCGUUUGUAUCCGCUAAACCAGCAGGACGUCCCGAAAAAAUUCAAGUACAAAGCCAACACGCUGAAGACGGUCGAGAACCUUUCAGACGAGCAUCCGAUGAUCGACUACACGCCUCCGUCCCUCAUCACCCUCCUCUUCACAGACCUGGGAGUCCUCACCCCGUCGGCCGUCAGCGAUGAGCUCAUCAAACUUUAUUUAUAA
This is a messenger RNA of Melanotaenia boesemani (Boeseman's rainbowfish), 1292 nucleotides long. RefSeq names its product eukaryotic translation initiation factor 2B, subunit 1 alpha (gene eif2b1). The record is from RefSeq and is a predicted model, not a curated record. Gene Ontology annotation, cellular component: eukaryotic translation initiation factor 2B complex. Gene Ontology annotation, biological process: translational initiation. The coding region runs from base 384 to 1292 and encodes 302 amino acids. NCBI's taxonomy places the organism in Eukaryota, Metazoa, Chordata, Actinopteri, Atheriniformes, Melanotaeniidae. The transcript is spliced from 9 exons. Gene Ontology annotation, molecular function: guanyl-nucleotide exchange factor activity; translation initiation factor activity.